AUGGGGCAGGGCACAGAGUCUGGGACUCAUGCAGUGAAGACUGAGCACAGUGGGUGUCCCCACCUUAGGGAAGCAUCUUCACUGGGAAUUUCUUUAGGCGCGUCGGGCCCAACUAUUGAGCUUUUUGGAGCUGUUGAGCCUUUUAUUCGGUAA
This is a messenger RNA of Plasmopara halstedii, 153 nucleotides long. RefSeq lists its product as uncharacterized. The record is from RefSeq and is a predicted model, not a curated record. The transcript is spliced from 2 exons. Bases 1 to 153 code for a protein of 50 amino acids. Lineage: Eukaryota; Oomycota; Peronosporomycetes; Peronosporales; Peronosporaceae.